AAGAGCGAACGAGGGGCUGAAAGGCGGGGACCCGGAAGAGUGGGCGCAGCCGGCUGAGUCUCUGGUCGCCUCUUAGUGGAAGCUGAAAGGCCUGGCAGCCGCCAUUAUGUUCCAGUUUUUGGUUGGUUUUGCACUUGGUAAUGUAGUUGGGAUGUAUCUUGCCCAGAACUAUGAUGUUCCGAAUCUCGCAAAAAAACUUGAAGACAUCAAGAGAGAUGUGGAAGCUAGAAAGAAGCCCCCAAAUGACAAAUGAUGAUGACUUAGUCCCAUCUAUAUUAAAUGCUGAUGAUAUAGGUUGCCACUGGGCCACAGGUGCCAAACCUUAAUGUGGAUUUUGUGGAUCUUUCCAAGUCUAAUCUUGGAGAACCUCAACUGCCCUCCAGCUGACGUGUUGCCUCAUCCCAUUGGACCUUCCAGGAUAUUUGACCUUUUUUUUUACUAUCCCCAAUGAUAAGAAAAACAGAGGAGACAGAGAAAUUGAAUUUUUGUUCUUAAUGAUGUGCUCAGUAUUUUCUAGUCAGUAUUAAUGUAUUGUAGGCAUAGAGUAAUGAAAUGUGUUUAUUAUUCCAAUUCACCAUACAAUGUUGUUGUUACAAGGGCUCAAGAAUGAAACUGAAGGAAGUCAAUCAUGAAAGAGCAUCCAAAGAUAACCUGUUUCCAAAUUUACUUGGGAGCACAGCUGUACAAUUCUUUUUAAUAACCUGUUUAUAAACAUACCUAAUCACUGAUUAAAAUUCUCUUUUUUCCUGAA
Messenger RNA from Sceloporus undulatus (fence lizard), 751 nucleotides. RefSeq names its product short transmembrane mitochondrial protein 1 (gene STMP1). The transcript is spliced from 3 exons. Bases 107 to 253 code for a protein of 48 amino acids. NCBI's taxonomy places the organism in Eukaryota, Metazoa, Chordata, Lepidosauria, Squamata, Phrynosomatidae. The record is from RefSeq and is a predicted model, not a curated record.